CCUUUUUCUUCUUCAUUGUCUUAGUCUAUUCUACCAAAGAAGCUCUAUUUUUCUUUUGUAAUUUGAUUGUUUUUCUUUUCUAUUCUGAAAAAUUCUGAGCGUUUGAAUUGAUCUGAGAGAUGGCCGGAAAAGGAGACGGACCAGCGAUCGGGAUAGAUCUCGGGACGACGUACUCAUGCGUCGGAGUUUGGCAGCAUGACAGAGUGGAGAUCAUUGCUAAUGAUCAAGGGAACAGAACGACGCCAUCUUAUGUUGCUUUUACUGAUACGGAGCGUUUAAUUGGUGACGCUGCUAAAAAUCAGGUCGCCAUGAACCCUGUCAACACCGUCUUUGAUGCAAAGCGUUUGAUUGGUAGGAGAUACAGUGAUGCUUCUGUACAGAGUGACAUAAAGCUUUGGCCUUUUAAGGUUAUUGCUGGUCCUGGUGAUAAGCCCAUGAUUGUUGUUGCAUACAAGGGUGAAGAGAAACAAUUUUCUGCUGAGGAGAUUUCUUCUAUGGUCCUAAUUAAAAUGCGGGAAAUUGCUGAGGCUUAUCUUGGAUUAACAAUAAAGAAUGCAGUUGUGACCGUUCCUGCUUAUUUCAAUGACUCUCAGCGUCAAGCGACCAAGGAUGCUGGGGUUAUUGCUGGCCUUAAUGUUAUGCGUAUUAUCAAUGAGCCAACUGCUGCUGCUAUUGCUUAUGGUCUUGAUAAGAAGGCAAGCAGUGCUGGUGAGAAGAAUGUAUUGAUCUUUGAUUUGGGUGGUGGUACGUUCGAUGUCUCAUUGCUUACCAUCGAAGAGGGUAUCUUUGAAGUGAAGGCCACAGCUGGUGAUACUCAUCUUGGUGGUGAGGAUUUUGAUAACAGAAUGGUUAAUCACUUUGUGCAAGAGUUUAAGAGGAAGCACAAGAAGGAUAUCUCUGGGAACCCUAGAGCUCUUAGGCGGUUGCGAACUGCAUGUGAAAGGGCUAAGAGGACUCUCUCAUCUACUGCUCAGACAACUAUCGAGAUUGAUUCUUUGUACGAGGGUGUUGAUUUCUAUACAACUAUUACCCGUGCUAGAUUCGAGGAGCUUAACAUGGAUCUCUUCAGGAAGUGUAUGGAGCCUGUUGAGAAGUGUUUGAGGGAUGCUAAAAUGGACAAAAGCAGUGUAGAUGAUGUUGUUCUUGUUGGUGGUUCUACUAGAAUUCCUAAGGUGCAGCAAUUGUUGCAGGACUUCUUUAAUGGGAAGGAGCUUUGCAAGAGCAUAAACCCUGAUGAGGCUGUUGCCUACGGGGCUGCUGUUCAGGCAGCAAUUUUAAGUGGCGAGGGCAAUGAGAAGGUGCAAGAUUUGCUGCUCUUGGAUGUUACUCCCUUGUCUCUUGGGCUGGAAACUGCUGGAGGUGUUAUGACUGUUUUAAUACCAAGGAAUACCACCAUUCCCACAAAGAAGGAGCAGGUGUUCUCUACCUACUCUGACAACCAGCCUGGUGUCUUGAUCCAGGUUUAUGAGGGUGAGAGAGCAAGGACUAGGGACAACAACUUACUUGGGAAAUUUGAGCUAUCUGGCAUUCCUCCGGCACCAAGAGGUGUUCCUCAGAUCACUGUGUGCUUUGACAUUGACGCUAAUGGUAUCUUAAAUGUCUCUGCCGAGGACAAGACCACUGGCCAGAAGAACAAGAUUACCAUCACAAAUGAUAAAGGAAGAUUAUCCAAGGAAGAGAUAGAGAAGAUGGUACAGGAGGCUGAGAAGUACAAGGCUGAGGAUGAGGAGCAUAAAAAGAAGAUUGAUGCCAAGAAUGCUUUGGAGAACUACGCCUACAACAUGAGGAACACUGUGAAGGAUGAGAAGAUCAGCUCCAAACUUUCCCCAGAUGACAAGAAGAAGAUUGAGGAUGCCAUUGAACAGGCUAUCCAAUGGUUAGAUGCCAAUCAGCUCGCUGAGGCGGACGAGUUCGAGGACAAGAUGAAGGAGCUGGAGAGCAUUUGCAACCCUAUCAUUGCCAAGAUGUACCAGGGUGCUGGUGGUCCAGACAUGGGAGGUGGUAUGGAUGAAGAUGUCCCUCCAGCUGGUGGCAGUGGUGCUGGCCCUAAGAUUGAAGAAGUUGAUUAAGCUGCAGUGAGCACCAUAUGCGUCUAGUCAAUACAAUGGUUUUUUAGAUUUUGUGUUGUAAUUUUGAUGGGGCAGGUGGUGUUACCUUUGGGUGUCUUUCCGAGCGGGAGAGACUUCUAUUUGUUCGACUUGUAUUUUCGACAUCUGUUUAAGAUAUAUUGUCGUUCUUGGUUUCAGUUUUUUUUUUUUCUUUUUCCUCAAUGUGCAGUGUCUUUUACUUGUUUAACGGCAACGUUUUUGACA
This is a messenger RNA of Ricinus communis (castor bean), 2312 nucleotides long. RefSeq names its product heat shock cognate 70 kDa protein 2. Lineage: Eukaryota; Viridiplantae; Streptophyta; Magnoliopsida; Malpighiales; Euphorbiaceae. Gene Ontology annotation, biological process: cellular response to unfolded protein; protein refolding. The record is from RefSeq and is a predicted model, not a curated record. Gene Ontology annotation, cellular component: cytoplasm. The transcript is spliced from 2 exons. The coding region runs from base 120 to 2069 and encodes 649 amino acids. Gene Ontology annotation, molecular function: misfolded protein binding; ATP-dependent protein folding chaperone; ATP hydrolysis activity.